GUCACACGGCUCUAGUAAAACAACAACAAGCCAAGCAGCCAAUCAGAGAAAGGCGCUGGUCAUACUCGCUGUAGCCCGUGUAAAGAGGAGGACAGUGCUGAUGCAAACAUGCCUGAAGUUCCGUGCAGAGAGCCAGAGCACUCUGAUAAUACUGCCAGAAAAAGAAAGCGAGAGGACGUCGACGAGUUUUCUGCGAAAAAGAAAUCGCGCUGGGGUGUUUUGAUUAGUCAAGGAUCUUGGGCAGAUCGUUCUCCACUCCAUGAAGCUGCAUGUCAAGGUCGACUUCUGGCACUUAAGACUCUUCUAUCACAGGGUUACAGUGCAAAUAUUGUCACCAUUGAUCAUGUGACUCCACUACAUGAAGCUUGUCUGGGAGAUCAUGUAGCCUGUGCCAGGGCACUCAUAGAGGCUGGUGCCAAUGUAAAUGCCACGACCAUUGAUGGUGUGACACCGCUGUUUAAUGCCUGCUCAGCAGGAAGUGUCACCUGCGCAGAAGUACUGUUGGAGCAUGGAGCAAAACCACAGGGGGAAGUGUGCCAACCUUCGCCAAUUCAUGAGGCAUCUAGCAAAGGCAGGGCGGCAUGUAUAGAUUCUCUCAUCUCAUGGGGAGCAGAUGUAGAUUUCGACAUCCCUCAUCUAGGAACACCUCUCUACAUCGCCUGUGCUUCCCAGCAGCUCCAGUGUGCACAGAAACUUCUGGAUGGAGGAGCCAAUGUGCAGAAGGGACAUUUUCUGGACACUCCACUUCAUGCAGCAGCACAAAAAGACAGUCCAGAAAUCAUCAAGGUGCUACUGGAGUUUGGUGCUAGCAUUAAUGCUCGCAACCUAGAGUUACAAAAGCCAGUGGAAACAGCGCCACCCAGCAGUACGGCAGAGGCUGUACUACUUCUUUAUGAGGCCACGCCGCAGUCUCUAUGUCAGCUGUGUAGACUGAGUAUCCGAAACUACAUGGGCCGAUCCAGACUGCACUUGAUUCCUCACCUCAAACUGCCUACUCUGCUCAAGAGCUUCCUUCAAUACAGAUAACCUCUCCACCUCCCUCAUAAAGCCCCAUCCACACUUUUAUUUUCUUAUUUUAAGUGCAUUAAUAUACACAAAGGUCACCUGUUCUUGUUUGUGACCACCAACGCACAGACAACACCAUCACGGCUGCAAUUCAUUCAUUAAAAGAAUCUAAUAUAUUUUGUGCGCAACUAAUGUACAUCAGUUAUAUUUUGUAAGAAUCUUCAUUUACAAAUUUAUUGUAAAUUAGUCACUUGUGACAUGUCCAUCCUUAUGUUUGUAUCAAUAUAAAUUGCAUGCCUAACGUGAUGCAAAUUUAUCAUGUCAGAAAUUACUGAAGUCAAAGAAAAUAUAGUGAAUUUGCUAUUUUUUACCAAGCUAACGCUUUCAGUUUUUCCACAUUUUCAAAAGCUGCAAUCUGAACUGUUUUAAAAGGGGACAAUUCAAUCUAAUGUAGUACUUUUGCUAAACAUUUUGUUGCCAAACAAAGCAUGAUAAACUUACACACAAAUAAAGAUAUGCAUACUUUGAUGGUC
Messenger RNA from Danio rerio (zebrafish), 1538 nucleotides. The record is from RefSeq and is a predicted model, not a curated record. NCBI's taxonomy places the organism in Eukaryota, Metazoa, Chordata, Actinopteri, Cypriniformes, Danionidae.